CACACAUAUCCAAGAGAAGUGCCAUUCCUUCCUUUCUUUCUCUUCAACACAUACCCCAAACCACACCAGAGCAUACCAAGAAAAACAAACUAACAAACUUAGUAAGUCCAAACUAAAAUUUCCUACCAAGAAAAGACCCAAUAUUAAUUUUUAUUUUUUUUUUAAAAAAAGAAAAGAAAAUGUCGGGUGUAUGGGUGUUCGAAGAGAAUGGAGUGUAUCGGCGAGUGGAGAAUCGAUCAGCGGCUGAGCAGCAGGACGGAAGGCAAGGCAACGCGUCCGGGAGGAGAACAGCGUUGGUGUACUUGGCAAGUGGGGAAGUGGUUUCAUCAUACACAUCGCUGGAGCGAAUCCUAACCUCCUUGGGUUGGGAAAGGUACUAUGGAGGUGGCCCAGACCUCUUCCAAUUCCACAAGCAAUCUGGCAAUGAUCUAAUCUCACUUCCUAGGGACUUUUCCAGGUUCAGUUCAGUUCACAUGUAUGACAUUGUCAUCAAAAAUCCCAACGUCUUCCACGUCCGAGAGAUAUGAAUCCAAACCUCGCACUUGGUAAUUCGUUAUAUGUCUGUGUUGUUUGUUUGGUUGUUUGUUUCCGACUCCUGUGUUUCGAUCCCUCCCUCCCCAGUGUUUAUGCCUUCUUCUCUAGUCUGCUUUCUUGUCUUGUAAUAUAUAUUCAACAAAUAACUGUAUGAGCUGCUGGUGUGAGUAUCUAUCAGGCAGUGUGUGUGUAUCAGUGUCUGUGUUUGUGUAAGCUACAUAUUGUCAUCCUUUGUAAGCUCCUAAACAUGGCUUUGUUGCUUGGAAUAUAUAUAUAAUGCCAUGAAG
Camellia sinensis is the source of this 821-nucleotide messenger RNA. Its product is annotated as flowering-promoting factor 1-like protein 2. Gene Ontology annotation, biological process: regulation of flower development. Lineage: Eukaryota; Viridiplantae; Streptophyta; Magnoliopsida; Ericales; Theaceae. The record is from RefSeq and is a predicted model, not a curated record.